This is a messenger RNA of Eimeria acervulina, 1674 nucleotides long. RefSeq names its product signal recognition particle 54 kDa protein, putative. Gene Ontology annotation, biological process: SRP-dependent cotranslational protein targeting to membrane; SRP-dependent cotranslational protein targeting to membrane, translocation. Gene Ontology annotation, molecular function: 7S RNA binding; GTPase activity; endoplasmic reticulum signal sequence receptor activity. NCBI's taxonomy places the organism in Eukaryota, Apicomplexa, Conoidasida, Eucoccidiorida, Eimeriidae. The coding region runs from base 1 to 1674 and encodes 557 amino acids. The record is from RefSeq and is a predicted model, not a curated record. The transcript is spliced from 12 exons. Gene Ontology annotation, cellular component: cytosol; signal recognition particle, endoplasmic reticulum targeting.
AUGGUGCUUGCAGAGCUCGGGCAGCAGAUUUCAGGUGCUCUUAGGAACCUCCAGAGCGCCACAAUUGUUGAUGAGGCCGUGGUAAAUGAUUGCGUAAAGACCGUCUGCAGGGCGCUGCUGCUGGCAGACGUGCAGCUGCGGGUUGUGCAGGAGUUUAAGCGGAAGGUGACGCAGCAGAUCAACACGCAAAUUCGGCAGCAGAGCAGCAACAGCAGCAGCAGCAGCAGCAGCAGCAGCAGCAGCAGCAAGAAGAAGGGAGCAGCACCUGCAGGUGGCUCAAAGGGCUUCGAUGCUGCUAGCGGUGCAGCCGUCAGUGCGGGGCCUCAGGGAGAUGUGAUGGCUGAGGUGUAUAUACAGGCAGCAGCAGCGGGAGUCAACACCAGACGCAUCAUACAGAAGUGUGUAGUAAACGAGUUGGUGGGUUUAUUAACCCCUCAGAAGACAGCGCGGCCUUUGAAGCGCGGCUCGUCGAACGUGGUGAUGUUCGUCGGGCUUCAGGGCUCUGGGAAGACUACAACCUGCACAAAAUAUGCAUUAUACUAUCAACGCAAAGGCUGGCGUACUGCUUUAGUUUGCGCUGACACUUUUCGUGCUGGGGCCUUCGACCAACUGAAGCAAAAUGCAACCAAAGCGAGGAUCCCCUUCUUUGGAAGCUACACGGAGGCGGAUCCGGUGAAGAUAGCGGAAGAGGGAGUGCAGCAGUUUAGAGAUGAGCGUUACGACCUGAUUGUCGUAGACACCUCAGGCAGACACAGACAAGAAGCUGCAUUGUUUGAAGAAAUGCAGCAAGUUGCAGAUGCUGUGAACCCUGACGAUAUCGUCUUUGUUGUAGAUUCGCACAUAGGGCAAGCUUGCUAUGAUCAGGCUGCAGCAUUUGCUGCUAGCGUCUCUGUAGGAAGUGUAAUAAUAACAAAGUUAGAUGGGCAUGCAAAGGGAGGCGGAGCUCUUUCUGCCGUGGCUGCAACUGGAGCCCCAAUUAUAUUUUUAGGUAGUGGCGAACAUUUUGAUGAUUUUGACCCCUUUGAUGCGAAUUCUUUCGUCUCCCGUCUUCUAGGGCUAGGAGACAUGGGUGGUCUUGUAAACACUUUAAAAGAAGUAAUAUCUGCAGAGAAACAGCAAGAGAUGAUUGAGCGAAUUUCAAAGGGUAAAUUUACUCUUCAAGAUAUGUACGACCAGUUUCAGAAUGUACUCAAAAUGGGGCCUAUCAGUAAAGUGAUGAGUAUGAUUCCGGGGUUGGGUUCGAAUUUGCUGCCAAAAGGAGAAGAGCGACUCGCAACUCUUCGAGUGAAGCGCCUGACGUGUGCUAUGGAUUCUAUGACUAAGGCUGAGUUAGCUUGCGAGAAGCCCUUCACCGACUCUCGCAUUUUGCGUGUAGCCCAGGGGUCUGGGGUUUCGGUGGAAGAGGUUCGCUUGCUGCUGGAGCAGCACAAACAGUUUAGCAAGAUGGUGAACAAGAUGGGCAGGGUAGGUUUGACGAAAGAAACAACUCUGCAAAAUUUAGCGAGAAACCCUCAGCAAAUUUUAAACAAAAUGCAGGCGGCGAUCGAUCCCCGCAUUUUAAAACAAAUGGGAGGCGCAGGCAAUAUCAUGAACAUCUUCAAAGAGCUGCAGUCUGGCGACGCGGGGGAUAUGCAGGAAAUGAUGAGAGCCUUUGCGGGCCUUGGCGGCAGGUAA